AUGAUGUUCUUUUUCGUGUUGAUCAUCGUUCUCGUCGUAUCCAUGGAGAGGCCGGCCAUGGCGGCUCGGGAAUCGGAUUUCUUGGUGGAUAUAUUUUCUUCCGGGAGGGAUGAGAUGGUGCGGUACUGGGCCGGUUACGGGGAACAAAAGCUCUCGACGGUCGUGAUUCGCGGCAAGAUUUUCUGCUAUGGCAGUGGUGUUGCUAGAGAGAAAGCAGCUUCCGAUCCAGUCUCAGGUGCAAGAGUAGCUGUUUUGUGCGGUUCAAGCUCGAAAAGGAAGAAAACAUGGGCGAAAACUGACACGGAUAGUUCUGGAAACUUCUUAAUCGAUCUACCUUCACAUCUCCAUGCGAUCCCGAACUUGGAGAAAAUAUGCUACGUCAAAGUCGUUCGUCUCCCGAAAACUAGUUCGUGUCGUCUGGUCCGAAAACAUAAUCCGAUACGACUAACCUCAAACAUCGACGGCAUCCGCAGUUACACGACCAACAACAUAGAAUUGAUGCCUCGCAAGCAUACAUAA
Molecule: messenger RNA, 519 nt
Organism: Striga hermonthica
Lineage: Eukaryota; Viridiplantae; Streptophyta; Magnoliopsida; Lamiales; Orobanchaceae
Source: the annotation of a GenBank genome assembly